Messenger RNA from Beauveria bassiana ARSEF 2860, 231 nucleotides. RefSeq lists its product as uncharacterized. Lineage: Eukaryota; Fungi; Ascomycota; Sordariomycetes; Hypocreales; Cordycipitaceae. The transcript is spliced from 3 exons. The record is from RefSeq and is a predicted model, not a curated record. The coding region runs from base 1 to 231 and encodes 76 amino acids.
AUGCUCUCCAUCGCCUUGCAACAAGAAGCUCAUGCAGGCACCACUCUUGGGCAAGAGGAUCACAGAUCAACAAGCACAGUGCACAAUAACCAUAUGAUGGCCGGGGCUGGAAGUUCUGCCAAUAGGCCCUGUGCAUGGCAGAAAAUUCCCCAGGGACAUGUUGAUACAACUGAUAGUAGUAGGAGAGGCACAGAGGGCUCACCAGCAAGCCUGACAGAGACCCCCGACUGA